CGGACCACACAGGUGGAUCAGCGGGGUGGCUGGUGUGAGAGGGCGCACUUACCGAAGCGGACGGCACUCAAAAGCCUUCGCGACGAUAUCCGGUAUUCGAAUCUCUUUUGUCGUCGACUUUUUAAUCCUCGCCCUUUUGCCGUCCGUCCUUUCCAUCUCGUUCUUUUUUGAUUUUCUGACCGUGUCGUCAUGAUUGUUCUUGUCAUCAUGGGACUCGUCUUCCUUGGUUUUUGGCGGAGAUCAGAGCGCCGAAGUGAGGUUGCGGGCGAUAUCGAUGUCCUCGAGGAACUCCGGCACCAGGGGGUUUUCCGACAGAGGCUUCGUGUUUUGUGGAAGGCACGUGGGCUUCGGGAAGUUUACCUGCCUCUGGCUUUCCUGCUUUUUGGGCUUUUUGCCUUCAAGGGAUUUGGACUGGUUCCUGAGAACCGGAAAGAAGAAGCCUUCCAAAAGGUUGUCGACGACGCUGCGGGAUCAUCAUUUUCUCCGUCUUUGCCCUUGAGGGUUCGUCCAAGGCCAAAUAAUAGAUCGCCUGAUAUCUUUCGUCGUCUCCUCAUGAUCGGGAAGAUCCAGACAGAAUAAAAUGGGCAGAAUCGGAGGGCAAGAUGGCGAGUACCAUAGUCGCUUUUCAACCUUGGUGGCGAUCUGGGCAUUGAUAUAAGCCGGCAGAACUCAUGACCUGAAGGAGUUUCAGUCAAAGUGGGGUUCGGGGGAAGGUGAGACAUGUCGAUGUAUGCAUAGUGCUGAAGCCAGGAUCCCGAGACUUGCUAUCAUCUGUUAUGUUGUGCUGACUCUAGCACGGGUGACCGUGACGACGACGAC
Messenger RNA from Cryptococcus amylolentus CBS 6039, 819 nucleotides. RefSeq lists its product as hypothetical. NCBI's taxonomy places the organism in Eukaryota, Fungi, Basidiomycota, Tremellomycetes, Tremellales, Cryptococcaceae. Bases 190 to 579 code for a protein of 129 amino acids. The record is from RefSeq and is a predicted model, not a curated record. The transcript has 5 exons.